Messenger RNA from Mytilus trossulus (common blue mussel), 4859 nucleotides. Its product is annotated as protein zyg-11 homolog B-like. The transcript has 14 exons. The record is from RefSeq and is a predicted model, not a curated record. Bases 173 to 2404 code for a protein of 743 amino acids. Gene Ontology annotation, cellular component: Cul2-RING ubiquitin ligase complex. NCBI's taxonomy places the organism in Eukaryota, Metazoa, Mollusca, Bivalvia, Mytilida, Mytilidae.
UGAAAAAUAUCCGGUUUUGGCAGGAAGACAACUUUUUGUGCAUGGAUUAUCAAAUUCCUUGUCAGAUCGAUCUAAUUUUCAUUAGAACAUCAUAUUUUGAACAUUUUGAAGUUUAAUAAUAAGGACUAAGGACAUCAGGAUAUGUCUUGGAUUUCGUAAGAACAGUAGCAAAAUGUACGAUACUCCAGUCAGCCUGCAGGGCUGCUGUGUAGACUUUAUAUGUGAGAAUCUAGAGGCAUUAUGUGAUGUCAAUCCAGUGGAUUCUCCACUUCCAAAAAUGACAUUUAAAGACCCUGAUGUGUAUUUCCAUGGAGAUUUGUCAGAACAGCUUUUGACAAAGUUAUGUGACAAAGGAAAGUUGACUGAUGAUACAUUAAGUCUAUUUAAUCCUAAUACUACAAGCUUAAAAAGAGUAUCUAUUCAGAAUUCACAGCUAACUACAAGAGGAUUGAGAACCCUUCGUGCACACAGAAUUUUAGAUCUUGAGAUUAAAGGUCUACGAACAGUAACAGUGAAUGAUGUGAUUGGUUGCCUUGGAGAAUGGACACUUUCACAUCUAAAAUCACUGAAUGUCACACAUAGCACAUUUAUGAAUAGUACUAACUUCAUAGUAGUGAUUUCAUUGACAAAGCUACAAAACUUGCAAAGUCUGAACGUUAGUCACACAGAAUUCAAUAAUCAUGGCCUGGAGAUCAUUGCAACAGAUCUUCCUGGCCUAGAACAUUUGGACAUCUCAAAUACACGUGUCACAGAUAUAUCAUCAGUUAGAAAGUGCAAAGACAGAUUAAAAUCACUAUCCAUCUACAAUAUACGUCCACUAAAUGAGGAAGAAGUUAUUCCCAUCCUCUUUGAGAUGAAGCAUCUAGUUCACUUAGAUAUUUCAGAAGAUCCAUCAGUGCAGCCGCUUCUAAACUUACAAAAUGGAAGAUUUAAAAUUAAAGCGUUAUUAGCUGUGCCAUCUUGUUUACCAUGUCUGACAUCUUUAGAUAUUUCAGGAAAGGAAGGGGCCAAUGAAACAAUGAUCAGGGAUUUUAUGACAACACACACUAUGAGAUUUGUAGGUGCAGCUUUAACACCUUACUGUGAAUAUGAAAUGCUGGCAGAUGAGAUAAACACAGAUAUUGUUGUGACUGGUGAAGCCAAUGAGAAGCAGAUACUAGAAGCUCUAAAGAGAUAUGUGUUAAGAGCAGUUUAUGUUCAGAAGUCUCUAUAUACACUGUUUAGACUGACUCAGGUCAUGGUAGAACCUAGAGAAGAUAUAAUAAGGCUUGUAUUACCAGCAAUGAAUGGACAUCCUAAACAAUUAGGUGUACAAAUGGCAGCCACAGCAUGUUUAUAUAACUUGUCUAAAGGAGAUGUCGGAAUGAAAGUCCAUCCAGCUUGUCUGAAACAUGUAGUCAAUUCUACACUGUCAGCCAUGGAAAACUUUCCCAAUCAUCAACAGUUACAGAAAAAUGCAUUGUUGACAUUGUGCAGUGAUAGGAUACUACAGGAUGUGACAUUUGAUAGAUAUAGAUGUGCCAGACUUGUAAUGGAGUGUCUGUGUCAGUUUGAUGAAACAUCUAUGAAUAGGAUGUCUGUUGCUAUUUGCUCAAUACUUGCUGCCAAGAUUUCAACAGAACAAACAUCAAUGCUUGGAGCCAAAGCGAGAUACAUGAAAAAGAUGUUAGAACUUGUGAAACAGAAAGUAGAAAAUAAAGUUAUAGAUAUAACUCUGAAGUUUACACUUAGUGCUUUAUGGAACUUAACAGAUGAGUCUCCACCAACAUGUCAUGUAUUUCUGAAGGAAGGAGGUUUGGAUUUAUUUAUGGAAACAUUACAGGUUGUCAGUGAAAUGGAACCAGACACAAGAACACAAGUGGAAACAAAAAUACUUGGACUGCUGAACAAUAUUGCUGAAGUAAAAAAUCUUCGGGAAGCCUUGAUGAGAGAUGACUUUAUGAUGUUAGGAAGGAGGUUAAUGCAUGCAGAUCAGAUAGAUGUAGGAUACUUUGCUGCAGGAAUUAUAGCACACCUAGCCAGUGAUGGUCCUCAGUCAUGGCUUGUAGGAACUCCAGAAAGAGAGGAGUUAUUAAAUGAAUUAGGUGAAGUUGUUCUGAAAUGGGAACAACCUAGUGGUGAAAUGGUGGCAUAUAGGUCUUUUAAGCCCUUCUUUCCUUUACUACGAUGCAAGACAGCACCCACUGUACAGUUGUGGGCUGUGUGGGCUAUUCAACAUGUGUGUACUAAAAAUGGAAACCGUUAUUGUCCCAUGCUUGAAGAAGAAGGUGGUGCCCAUAUUUUAAAACAAAUGAUUGACAAUCCUGAGUCACAUGACCGUGUUGUUAAGAUUUCCAAAGAUAUACUCAUUCUUAGCAGAGAAAACAAGGCUCAAGCUCAGAAGAAGCGAGAAAAGAAAAGAUAACAUAGUCCUAUUUAGAGCUUCAAUUUUAUCUAUGAUAUUUCCUAUUGGAAAUGUGUACCUUCUGCAAUUAUUUUCUUCCUCAUUACUCAGAAUGGGGAGGAACUUUUUGUGAAGAUUGAAAAUAUGUAAAUAAAUGUUAAAGAUUACUGGCCCAACAUGUAUUUUGUUCAUUUUAUGUUAUGAUGUUUGUUUCCCUUGAUAUUUUUAAAAGAAAAUAACAAGACAUUAGUCAUCAUUGAGUUAGUGUUUGAAAUGUUUUCUUUAUACUAAGGUCUUAACCAAAAAGUUAUGUAAGAGAAAAACAAUUUGAUACUGACUGUAACAGUUUUACUAUUCAACAUGAUUUAGUUCAAUUUUUCAAACUCAAUUUGAAUCUUACAAAAUGUCUUAAGUUACAAUUUAAGUGCUAAGAAAUGAAGUGCUCUCAAUGACCUGAUCAAGUCUGAGUGUAUGAUGAAAGUUAGUUCUGGAAAAUUUAAUUUAUUUUUUAUGUUUGAUAUAUCUACAUAAGCAAGUUUAGUUAAGAAAUGAGCUCUUAAAAAAUAAUUUCACUGGUAAUAUUAUACUAUAAAUGGACUUGUUUGAAAUCAAGACUAAAAUCUUUGAAAUAUUAUCAAUCAUGUUUACAUAUGAAAAUUAAGAAAAAUGCUCAAACAAUCAUGAUGUUUAUUUCAUAGUAUGUAAGCCAAAGGGUAUUAUUUUGAAAUUGAUGCUAUUUGUGUUUAUACUAUCUUUAUUGUUCAUUAUGCGGAAACAUCAAUGCAAGAUUAUCAUUUAUCUGUGAAGUUUCAUACCCUUGUCCCAUUUUAAUUCAUGAUAUUACAGUUCAUUGUUGAUUGGUUUUUGGUCAUUAUAUUCAUUCCAGUUUGUGCAUUAGAAUGAUAAACAUAAUGUUAGCUUGCUGAUAUAUGUAAAAAGUGCUCCAAUUAUAUACCAGUUUCAUGGUCAUCUGGGGUUUUUCCUCAUCUGUAACAAUCAUUAUUCCCAAACAGCAAUUUAUUUAUUGAUAUUUCAGUUUAUUCUUCUGUAUGUAAAAUUUCAGUGAGUUGAUGGUGAACCAUCUUCAGUCGUCUGCAUAUGCUUGACAGUAUUAUCUAAAAUGCAUUUAUAACAGAAGUAUUCUUCAACCUUAAUUAAUUGGAAAAUACUAUGAAAGGUAUUUGAAAAUGUCAGUUUUAAUGAAAGUUUUUGGUUCUCAAAAAUAAUAGUGUCAAUUUUUUUUUUUUAAAUAAGUUAUUUUAUAAAGUGUCCCUAUGUAAUUAUUGUAAUAUCAUGGGUACUUAUUUUUUGUCAUUUCAGUAAGAAUAUAUUCCUGUAUGAAUAAAUAAGUAAUGCUUUUUUAUGAGAUAAUUGUGCUGUUGUACUUUUGGAUAUUGAACUAGAAACAUAAUGACCAUUUCUUAUUUUCUAUAAAUUGAGAUAAUUUAAUUUAAAUGAUGCAAGCUAUUUUAAUAACUGUAAAAGUGAUUAAUUUUGUGUUUUACAAUGUACCUAAAUUAAAUCAUUUUUUGUAAUGCAUACUUUAAUGAAAACUCAAUAUGGAAACAGAAAAAAAAAUUCAAGGGUUUUCAUGAAAAUCAUUUUCUAAUGUGUCAUUUUUGUAUCAUUAUGAAUCAAUCAUAAGUUAAUGUUGAGUUCAAAAUAUUGCAGUGCCCGAUGUCUCUAUGAUCAAAUUACAGAUUUCAUUUACAAUGUUUGUGACAUAACUUCAAUAUAAAAAAGAAGAUUUGGUAUGAUUGCCAAUGAGACAACUUUCCACAAAAGACCAAAAUGACACAAACAUUAACAAUUAAAGGUCACCGUACGGUCUUUAGCUUAUACAAUACAUAUUGUCCAAAUUUAUUCCAAGUUGCAGUCUGAUUUUUUUAGCUGUAUGUACUUUGCUGAAGUUGGUUUGUAAGAAGCAAGUGCAGUAUUUAAAAUCAUUCUUGCCAUUCAAUUUGUGUGAUUAAUAUUUUCAUGAAAAGGUAUUAAACACCUAGUUAUCCAAAUUAGUAGUUUUCAUAGUUGCAGUCUGUAUUCGUUUUAUUGUAAUGUGAAAUUCCUUUUGCUAGUGAAAGGUUAUUUUUUUUUAUCAUUGUUUAAAUGAUUUUUCAACUAUUGAUAUAUUUUUAGAAAAGAAAGUUUACUGCUUUUGUAAGAUAAGUGAAAUGUAAAAAUAUUAAAUCAUAUGAAAGGGAGAUAAUUUUCAUUGUGCUUAAUAUUUGAAACAUAUUAAUGAUCUUGCUAUUUAAUAGUCUCCCUUUAAUGUAAUGUCUUUCAGUAGACAUAACUCUAAAAAAAAUAUCAAAUUGAUUUUGCACAGUACUAUGUUAGAUAAACAAAGAAAUAAUUCAUUAAUUAAUCACAGAACAUAUCAAAUGUCGUUAUGAUAGAAAUUUACAUAUACACUAAUGGUUUCCAAACAUGUCAAAUAAUUAUGGUCAAACACUAUGUAUAAUAAAUUAAUAUGUAU